AUGCCUAUCAUCCGGAGAGUCCAGCCGUCAGAUCUAUUGCAUCUCAACUUAUGCAACCUCGAUCCCUACACUGAAAACUACGACCUCAACUUCUAUUUGACCUACUUGAUGAGAUGGCCUUCGUUGUUCCAAUGUAUCGAAGAGCACGGUCAGAUUGUCGGGUAUAUCAUUGGAAAAGUCGAAACUUCUCCCGCACAACUACAAGGUACGCCACACUACCUGCCAUGGCAUGGCCAUAUCACGGCUCUGUCAAUCGCACCACAGUAUCGGAGAUUCGGAUACGGCAAACUUCUGAGUGAGUCGCUAGAAAAGGCUUGCAACCAACAGAAUGCCUGGUUCGUGGAUCUGUUUGUACGGAAAAGCAAUACGAACGCCAUCAAAAUGUACGAGAGCAUGGGCUAUUCGACCUUCCGGACCGUGGUCAGGUAUUAUGCAGAUGAUCCGACUGGUGUUUCCCAAGACGGAGAGGACGCUUUGGACAUGCGGAAGCCUCUGGACAGGGACAAGGACCGAAUCCACGUCAGGGAGAAUGGUGAGAGUUUCAAGGUCGACCCUGAGGAUGUCUUUUGA
Messenger RNA from Exophiala spinifera, 570 nucleotides. RefSeq lists its product as uncharacterized. Gene Ontology annotation, molecular function: protein-N-terminal amino-acid acetyltransferase activity. Bases 1 to 570 code for a protein of 189 amino acids. Lineage: Eukaryota; Fungi; Ascomycota; Eurotiomycetes; Chaetothyriales; Herpotrichiellaceae. The record is from RefSeq and is a predicted model, not a curated record. The transcript has 2 exons. Gene Ontology annotation, cellular component: NatB complex. Gene Ontology annotation, biological process: N-terminal peptidyl-methionine acetylation.